Malania oleifera is the source of this 2025-nucleotide messenger RNA. RefSeq names its product scarecrow-like protein 14. Bases 1 to 2025 code for a protein of 674 amino acids. The transcript has a single exon. Gene Ontology annotation, molecular function: DNA-binding transcription factor activity; sequence-specific DNA binding. Gene Ontology annotation, cellular component: nucleus. Gene Ontology annotation, biological process: regulation of DNA-templated transcription. NCBI's taxonomy places the organism in Eukaryota, Viridiplantae, Streptophyta, Magnoliopsida, Santalales, Ximeniaceae. The record is from RefSeq and is a predicted model, not a curated record.
AUGGGUUUGUCUUCCCUUCCACCGGAGCAAGCCCCGGCGUAUUUGGCUCCGACGUCGACUGCGAAUCCGGAUGUAGAUUCCGCCGGCGACGAUGGCUUUUCUGAUCCAGUUUUACAAUACAUAGCGCAAAUGCUUAUGGAAGAGGACCAGGACGAGGAGGGUAGCUUGUUGCACGACCCUGCGGCUCUUCGAGCUACCGAGAAAUCGUUGUACGAAGCUGUGGGUAAGAAGUAUCCUCCCUCCCCUGCCCACCCAACCACUCUCGGCUGUCCUAAUAAUAUUUCCCCUGAUUGUAAUGUUACCACUAGCAAUUAUUCUGUUUCUCAGUCUAACACUUCAGAAAUGAAAGGCGGGCUCAGUGGGAGUCUCGAAAUGCAUCAGCCUUUUCUAAGUACACUUAAUUUUUGGAAUACUAUUGGCCGGGGCGAGUACAAACUGCAGUUUCAAAGAGGCCAAGAGGAAGCUAGCAAGUUCCUUCCUCGUGAAAAUCUUCUACUUGUUAAUUUGGAAAACUCUAACACCAAGUUAACUCCAAAGUCGUCCAAGGACGAUGACAGUCCUGAUGCAAGUGAGGAUGACAGGGUGUAUUCGUCUGCUGUCGUGAGGGGAAAGAAGAAUCAUCAAAGGGAGGAUUCGGAUGAAGAACGGAGGAGAAGAAAGCAAUUGGCGGUUUCGGGCGAAGAGGACGAGUUAACAGAGAUGCUUGACAAUGUUUUUCUCUUUCCAGCUAAAGAAAAUAAGAAUAUUGUUGAGUCGUUGUCGGGCAGUAGUGUCGGCGAGUCGUUGCCGGUGCAGAAUGUGGAAGCUUGUGGGUUUAACCCUGGGAAGGGAGCAAAGAGAACAGGAAAUGAAGAGUCAGUUGAUUUGAAGGAUUAUCUUGUUCUGUGUGCACAGGAUAUCGCUGCUGAAGAUUGGAGAACUGCAAAAGAACGAUUGGAGGAGAUUCGGCUGCACUCUUCUCCCUUCGGAGAUGGGUUUCAGAGGUGUGCCCACUAUUUUGCCAAUGCCCUCGAAGCACGCUUGGCGGGCACUGGUACUCAAAUUUAUGCUGCUUUGUCAUCUAAGAUGCCAUCAGCUGCGGCCAUGCUGAAAGCUUACCGGUCUUUUGUUUCAGUCUGUCCAUUUAGAAGGAUCUCUUUUUAUUUUGCAAAUCACCACAUUUUGAAUUUAGCCAGAAAGGCGAGGGCGAUUCAUAUUAUAGAUUUUGGUAUCUUGUAUGGGUUCCAAUGGCCCAUGGUUAUCCAAGAUCUCUCAACCUUUGUUGGUGGGCCUCCCAUGCUUCGUGUUACGGGGAUAGAGUUUCCUGAACCAGGUUUUCGCCCAGCAAGAAAAGUUGGGGACACCGGCCGCCGUCUAGCAACUUAUUGUAAGCGCUUUAAUGUCCCAUUUGAGUAUAAUGCUAUAGCAAAGAAAUGGGAAACUAUCCAAACUAUUGACCUCAAGAUUGACAAAAAUGAGGUCGUCGUUGUUAAUUGCCUGUUCCGACUUGAGGCUGUAUGUGAUGAGAGUAUUUCAUUAGAUUGUCCGAGGAAUGUUACUCUAAACUUAAUCCAGAAGAUAAAUCCAAAUAUAUUCAUUCAUGGUGUUAAUAAUGGAUAUCAUAAUGCCCCUUUCUUUGUUACACGGUUUCGGGAGACAUUCUCUCACUACUUGUCAGUGUUUGACAUGAUGGAUAUAAAUUUUUCCCGUGAAAGUCAAGACAGAUUGAUAUUUGAAAAAGAGUUUUAUGGGAUGGUAAUGAUGAAUAUUAUAGGAUGUGAAGGUUCAAUGAGGUUUUUCAGACCCGAAACAUAUAAACAAUGGAAGAUUCGAAAUAUGAGAGCUGGGUUUAAGCAGCUCCCACUAGACACAGAACUUAUGAAUACAUUGAAGGUUAAGGUGAAAUCUGACUAUCACAAAGAUUUCUUGAUUGAUGAAGAUGGACAAUGGAUGCUGCAAGGAUGGAAAGGUCGAGUGUUGACAGCUCUCUCUUGCUGGGUUUCAAAUGAUUCUUUAGAGCAUUUUUUAAAAACUCAUAAUCAGUGA